AUGAAGUAUUUAGCUGCCUACUUAUUAUUAAACGCUGCUGGCGCCGCUCCAUCUGCUGACAAAGUCAAAGAAGUCUUAUCUUCUGUCGGUAUUGAAGUUGAAGAUGACAAAGUUUCUUCUUUAAUCUCCUCUUUAGAAGGUAAGUCCAUCGAAGAAUUGAUUGCCGAAGGCCAAGAAAAGAUGGCCUCUGUUCCAGCUGCUGGUCCAGCUUCUGGUAACGGUGCUGCUGCUUCUGGUUCUUCUGCUGCUGCUGCCGAAGAAGAAGCUGAAGAAGAAGCUGAAGAAUCCGAUGAUGAAAUGGGUUUCGGUUUAUUCGAUUAA
Messenger RNA from Tetrapisispora phaffii CBS 4417, 321 nucleotides. RefSeq names its product ribosomal protein P2 alpha (gene RPP2A). Gene Ontology annotation, biological process: cytoplasmic translational elongation. Bases 1 to 321 code for a protein of 106 amino acids. Gene Ontology annotation, molecular function: structural constituent of ribosome. The transcript has a single exon. Gene Ontology annotation, cellular component: ribosome; cytosolic large ribosomal subunit. Lineage: Eukaryota; Fungi; Ascomycota; Saccharomycetes; Saccharomycetales; Saccharomycetaceae. The record is from RefSeq and is a predicted model, not a curated record.